This is a messenger RNA of Schistocerca gregaria, 1500 nucleotides long. Its product is annotated as nucleolar and coiled-body phosphoprotein 1-like. The transcript has 3 exons. The coding region runs from base 1 to 1500 and encodes 499 amino acids. Lineage: Eukaryota; Metazoa; Arthropoda; Insecta; Orthoptera; Acrididae. The record is from RefSeq and is a predicted model, not a curated record.
AUGCCGAACCGAGCAGACCGCUGUGAAGAUGUGAAGGGUGUGGCGGAUCGUCGUCCGGCAGAGCUUGCUCUGUCGGCGACCCCAUCCGGCCCCCCAACGGCAACAACCCGGCAGAUGGACAUGGACCACGAGUCGGACAGCUCUACGGACCGGCGCAGUCGUUAUGCGACCUCAGCCACGGCUGAGGCAGCGAGUGGUUCGGCGGACGGCUUGUCGGCGGGGCCUGCCCCGUCGGCGGCCGCUAACCGCCGGCCACCUACGACUGUCCGGCCCAGCAGGAACGGAGAUACGCAGAGGAGCCGACGGGCACUUUCGGCGGAUGGGGGCUUGCCCCUGCACGCCUACGCCCGCGUACUUGACGUUGGCGGCCCGUCGGCGUCGUCCUGCGCUACCAAGGAAAACAGCAGCGCGGCCACAGUGCUGGCCGUUCAGCAACCGAGGGCCGAAACGGAUGCUUCGGCAACUGUUCCGGAGCAAACCAAGUCACUGGCGCCAGUGGCUUCAAUGGAUGCAGCGCAUACGCCGGAGGCAGAAAGGCAGCUUGCCUUCCUGAUGGGACUCAUCCCAGGCACAAAACCGGCAGCUGAAACCAUGGAGGUGGAAAAGCACUCGCGCAAGCGGCCUGCCGACGCGAGUGCUGCCACCACCUGCAAGAGGUCUGCCACUAGCUCGAACAGCAGCGCACCCACGCUCCGCACACAGCGGAAAGCAUCGAGGAAGGGUAACAAGACCCUUCCCCCGACCGCUGACGAUGAGGGCUUCACACAGCCCUCCCGCAAGCACACAGCCAGAGCUGUCGUGCUCGCCCAACAGUCGGCCAUCAACACCGGCAACCGGUACUCCGGCCUCUCAAAUGACGCUGGAGAGCCCAUGGAGAGCCAACAGCAGAGGAAGUCGCCCCCACCGCCCCCUGUGGUCAUCAAGUGGACCGGCGGCUUCAAAGAGUUCCGAGAGAAAAUCAAAGCGGCACCCGCCAAGUCAACUGAGCAGCGUCCUGCCGACGCCGCCGUCGAACGGGGGCGUGGCAACCAGUCCGAGCCUGCUCCAGAGGCGGUAGUCGCUCACGGGCGCGGACCGCCGAGAGAGCAGCCUGCAACAGCGAGGGGCGGCCGCCGGCGCGGUCGGCGGAGGGAGCGUCCUGCCCGCGAGACGCCAGCUCCACAGCCUGCUGUUCGAGACCAGGCAGCGGCACCACCCCCAGGCACUGACAGGACUUCUGCAGCGAGUGUCGCGGAAGAACUACGUGUACUCUCUUUCAAAAUGAGUAAACGAUAUGAUCUAGAAAAUACUAAGAAUUUGGAAGAAGUACAUCGCCUUCUUCUCGACGACGAGGUAUCCAUUGAUGAUGAUGAUGAUGAUGAUGAUCUUGCAGAAACUGAUUCAGAAACCGAAGAUAUACUCGAAACACGAUCUGUAGGCUCAGACACAGAUCACGAAUUUGAUGAAGAGGAAAAUAAUGAAGCGCAGGAAACUGAUGAACAUUACUAUUUUGGUCAGUAG